GACACAUUGCUGGGUACUCACACUCCACUCAGUGGAGAUAGCCUUUGGCAAGUCUGCCCGACCCGAGUCCUGGCCGCCGGCUCCCAGGGCCACCCCCUCACCAGCUUCCCCACGGCCGGCGCGAGGAGAUCCCCCGCCCCUGCCUCCCGCCGCUGCAGCGAGUUCUACCUCUCUCAUGUCUCCUUACCGCUGCAGCAAGAACCAGACCUUCCCCUGCCUCCCUACCGCUGCAGCGAGUUCUGUCCAGCAAAGAUCACGCCCGCAACCCAAUUGAUGGAUCCACAACACCGGACUCCUCCUCCUGCGCGAGAAACCUAUGAAUCGGAGUAAGUGCAGACGGACGCCGGCGUGCUUCGACGGGCAGUGUUGCGAGCAUCCAGCAAUGGAUGGUCGUCGUCCCUCCCCACCUCGCUCGUCGUGGCCUAUCGGAGAAUCCCGCCCGGCAAAUCGCUCAUAUCCUUCUGCUUCCGCGCCUCUCCAACAGGUCCGCAUCUCUAUAAGGUUCGUUAGUUCCCCUCUUAUCUCCACCCUUGCGAAAUCCCCAAUAUCCGAAUCUGGGUAGCUUAUAUGACUUUUCCAAAUUGUCAAUAAGUUGGUAUCAUGCACAUCCCACAACUGAUACCAUGAUUUUUUUUAUUGUGGAGAACUCCCUGAAGGUGCUGAUGGAGUUGUAAACUUUUUCGCCGAUGCUGACAUACUUGCAUACAUCCCGACUGGCCAAAUGACCACGGUGAGAAAUCUAUGGAGGUUUGUUUCAUAGUGGAUGUAUUCUGCGGAGUCUGCUAAGGCUUCAGGGAAUGAUAACUUCAGGUUAAUUCUAACUUGGCUAAGCUCCACCCUUUUUAUAAGCAACGGGUCCUCACCCAGCCACACACCCUGAGCUCUGCAACAUCAGGAAUGUCCAACUGCAAAAUGAGCUUCUGGGUUCUCAUCAUGGACAACCGAGCGUGCAAUCUCAUGUAGCUGGUGCAAGUAUUUUUCUUGAAGUAAUGUGAGCUCCCCCUCUAGAGAAAAUGGUAAUUGUUCCAUCAGUGUCUUCUGUCUACCAUGAGUAUGCAAUGAAAAGCCAAAAUACCAGUGGUUAUCUUCAGGUUAAUAUGAAUGAAGAACUGAGCAACGGUUGGUGAGACAUAGGGAACAUGUUUUCACAUAUGCCCAAAUCAUGAUAAGUGAGCAACAAUGAUAGCAGGAUCGUGAUUUGGUGGUCGAGCCGAUGGCAUCCACUGGUUCCACUCCGCCGAGCAGGCCAGACGUAAGGUCUUCGCCUCCAGCAUCCAGUGAGGGUGUUAGGGGCUUAGGGCGCACAGUACAGGUUCUAGUUCCAGGUCGGCUGCCCCACCACCACCACAGGCAAACACGGCUGCGAACCCAUUGCGUUUUGAUGCACGGACUAUACUUUUUUCCAUAAAUGCAUGGGUACUGAUGCUUCCGAUUUUGCCAAAACAUCUUGCGGACAGAGCUUGCAAGCUUUCGUUGCUGGGAACAGUCUUAUCCUCGGGAUAUUCUUUAUACAGUACCUAUGGGCGAGAAGUUUUAUCAACAAGGCCUGGAGGAUUAGGCUUGCCAUGGACAUGGCAGCGACAGUCAACCGCAGCCUUGCAUCGAUGCACCGGGCUUACUUCUCCGCUUCAGGGGUAUCAGGGAGGCAUUGGUAUCGGAUACUGUAUCCGACACGCACACGAGCAUCAGGCUAGGCAUCCAUGCUGCAGAGGUCACGAGAUGGCCCAUUCUGGAGGACCACUAACUACAAACAAGGCUGCCGUGUUAGCGAAGUUCCUCGAGAGAAAACUUCAGCAACCUGAUGGGUUGGAGUCUCUGAAUCCUGAUAUUGUAAAUUUGGCUGUGAAAAAUGCAAAGGAAACUAUUAAGGCUAGCAAGGGUGAGUCAUCAACUUCUGGGAGAGUAGUACGGCAUGUUCCAUCAUUUGAGGAUUCCUCUGAGGUUACUGAUCAAGAGGAGCAGAGGAAGGCAAAGAAGAAAAAGAAGAACAAGAGAAAAACAAAGGCUGCGAAAGAGUCCAAGCUCAACAAAACAUCAAAGAAGAAAAAGUUAUCACUAUGAUUCUCGAAUCUUGCUGCAUUAGGGAGCUAAAAGCAGGCAGUUGUCGAUACCUUUUGCGUUUCUUAUAUCUCUUGAUUCCGCAGAACCUCCUUCGGUACUGUAAACCUAGCUGUGAUCCAUAUAUCCUGAAGGGGGCCCCUCACAGUGAACAAGAACACCUGGGAGAUCCCCAGGGGCAAAACAGAAUUCAGUCGGUCUGGUCUAGCGGUCUGCUUUUGCCAUUAGAUUUACUCGCGAAAGUUCCAUGUAUUCUGCACUUUAUUGCUGUUGCCAAAUGCUAUAUAUAUACACUGAAGCGCAAUGAUGCAGAGAUGUUCAACUUGA
Molecule: messenger RNA, 2385 nt
Organism: Lolium perenne
Lineage: Eukaryota; Viridiplantae; Streptophyta; Magnoliopsida; Poales; Poaceae
Source: RefSeq, a predicted model, not a curated record